UCCCCGCCAGCGGCGCGCCAUGGAGCAUUACCGGAACGCCACCGAGGUUCAGAUGAGUCAGAUGGUGCAGCCCUGCCACACCAACCACCGCGGAGAGCUCAGCAUUGGGCAGCUCCUGAAAUGGAUCGACACGGCCGCCUGCCUUUCCGCCGAGAGGCAUGCUGGCUGCCCCUGCGUCACGGCUUCGGUGGAUGAUAUCUAUUUUGAGCACACAAUUAGUGUCGGGCAGGUUGUCAACAUCAAAGCAAAAGUGAACCGAGCAUUUAACUCCAGCAUGGAGGUUGGUGUUCAGGUCAGCUAUGAAGAUCUGUGCAAUGGGGAGCAAUGGAAUGUGUGCAAGGCAUACGCAACGUUUGUGGCACAAGGCAAACCAGCUGCCAAGACCAAGUUAAAGCCCCUGGUUCCUCAGACUGAAGACGAGAAGAUUGAGUACAGCAUUGCUGCUGAACGCCGCCGCAUGCGACUGGCCCACACAGACACCAUGAAAGACCUUGUCACUAAGAGCCCUGUGCAAUCUGACCUUGAGAGCAGAGAGUGCACUACAGUGGUACCCGCAGAAAAGACCCGAGUGGAAAGCGUGGAGCUGAUCCUGCCCCCACACGCCAACCAUCAGGGGAACACGUUUGGAGGACAGAUCAUGGCCUGGAUGGAAAAUGUGGCCACAAUAGCAGCAAGCCGGUUGUGCCAUGCUCACCCCACCCUGAAGACAAUUGAAAUGUUCCACUUCAGAGGACCAUCUCAAGUUGGGGACCGCCUCCUGUUUAAGGCCAUUGUCAACAAUGCAUUCAAAUACAGCAUGGAGGUUGGAGUGUGUGUAGAGGCCUAUAGACAUGAGAUGGAAGUCAGUCGAAGACACAUCAACAGCGCCUUCAUGACCUUUGUGGUCCUGGAUGAAGAGGGUCAGCUGCGCACACUUCCAGUGCUGAAACCAGAACCAGAGGAUGGACAAAGGCGAUUUAAGGAAGCCAGUGCUAGGCAAAAAAUUAGACUGGACAGAAAAUAUGUCAUUUCCUGUAAACAUACAGAAGUGCCUUUGUCUGUGCCUUGGGACCAAAGUAACAAGGUUUAUCUGAGUUACAACAAUGUUACUGCACUGAAGACAUUAGUAGCAAAAGCCAACUGGGUGCUUGCAUCCGAAAGAGACAAGGUCAAGAUGUACACGCUGGAGGAGGACAAGUUCCUCUCCAUCCGGAUAGAGAUGACCAUCUGCAUUGAUGCGAUGCAGGCCUUCCUGCUGCUCUCAGACCUGCGACGCAGGCAUGAGUGGGACAAGCAUUAUGCGAGUUCUGAGCUUGUCCAGCAGGUUGACAAAGAUGAUAUGAUCUAUCAUGUAAUUAGUCGAACGAUGAGUGAGGAAAAGAAGCCUCAAGACUUUGUCAUCCUGGUGUCACGAAGAAAACCUUGCAGCAAAGGCGAUCCAUAUGUUGUAGCAUUCAGAUCAGUUACGUUGCCAACACAUCCAGCAAAGCCAGAAUAUACUCGAGGGGAGACUUUAUGUUCUGGCUUCUGUAUUUGGCAGGAAACAGAAGAACUCGCCAAGGUGUCCUAUUACCACCAGGCCACUUCAGGUGUAUUGGCCUACAUCACAACCAACAUUGCUGGCCUGUCCUUGAGCUUCCAUUCCACCUUUCAAGACUGUGAGCAGUUCCUCCAGAAGCACAAAGAUAACCUUGCUGUCGGACUGCAGAAUCUAUAGUUGGACUGUUAUUUUUGCACAAUAUUUUAUUUUGGUCUCGUGACAAAAAUAGAAUUGAAUUAUGAAGACCAUUGUAAAUGUUGAAGUGACCUCUAUAUAUUGGAGAAAGGAAGAGGAAAGGAACAAUCCUGUUCAAAUGCAUAAAUUAUGUAGCCCGAGCUUCUGGAAAGAGCCAUUUUUAUUGGCUUGCAAUCAGAAUACGAAUUUCUAUCCAGGGCAAUUGAACCAUCAAAACUAUACUGAUCACGGUGUGUGCACUUAUUCAUAUGAAGAUUCUUCCUGGAUUUUGCAAGUCCUUAAUCGCCUCUGAGUUGGCUUCUAUUGAAGUCUUGUAUUUAUUUGAUUGACAGGAAAAUCUGAUGUAAAGGAAAACAUGAGGAUUGGACUUUUUUUUUAAAGUCAUUUAUCAACUUUCUUGCCUUGUCCAACACAAUAGGUUAGAGCAGGGAGUAAACAUUUGUAUUAAAAAUCAGCAUAGCUUGCAAGCAGUACAGAAAAUAAUGACUUUUUUAUAUAGAAGUGGUGGAAGUAAAACUUAUUUUAAAGUGCCUUUUUCCCCAAGGGAAUUAAGAUUCACAAUAAUUCAAAACGAAAAUUCAUAGGAAAUAUUGUUCUUUAUUGUAAGGAUCUACAGAAUAAUAUUGGAAUUGGUGGAGGGUACUUUCAGCAUUAAGUAACCACUUUAUUUCAGGACACACUACACAAGUGCAACAAAGUAUUAAAUCACGUCACAUGUGUGAUGAAAUUUUAAACAUUCUUUAUGAAUGUGUCUUCCUUAGUCUUCCCUGAAUGUUGGAUAGUUGUCUGUUCUUUCUUUUUUUUUAUCAGGCAGAGCCUGAGGGAGAUUAGGUUAUUUUGUCACAGAGCAGUUAUUUCUCUCAUGUAAAGAUCUUUCAGACUUGACCUUCUUGUAGUUUGGCAGAAAUAUUCUUCUCUUCUUUGAUCACUAAGCACCUGAUCUUCCGUUUUGCCUUGUCUCCUAUGCUUUGGCACAAAUCUUAUCGGUCCUGGCUUCCAGUAUCUUUUAUUGCUUCUCAGAGCUGUGGGUGUUUAUUGAAAUGAAUGGCAA
Molecule: messenger RNA, 2765 nt
Organism: Elgaria multicarinata webbii
Lineage: Eukaryota; Metazoa; Chordata; Lepidosauria; Squamata; Anguidae
Gene: ACOT11
Product: acyl-CoA thioesterase 11
Exons: 15
Coding region: 20-1696 (558 amino acids)
Biological process (GO): acyl-CoA metabolic process
Cellular component (GO): extracellular exosome; cytosol
Molecular function (GO): fatty acyl-CoA hydrolase activity; lipid binding
Source: RefSeq, a predicted model, not a curated record